UUUUUUGAGUACUCUGCACUUAUGGUUUUAUUUAUUUGUUUAUUAUUGAAAAAUGGAAGAACGUGAGCGCUUGUUGGCGCUUAACGUCCAGCGUUUAGUAAAACAUUUUGUUGGUCCAACUGCGAAGCCUGCGGUGUAUCGUUCAUAUGAGAGCCUUGCUUGGAAUCAUAUACGGAACCAUCGUUUCCUGAGCACAAACAGCCAUGCCGUGCGUCGUGAUAUUGAGGGAUUAAUCGAACGCCUUAAUAUGGAAAAUAUGCCCGAAUACGCCUCAACUAUGCAGCAUUUGUGCAAACUAAUGUUGGAGCAUCCUAAAUGGAAGGAUCAUUAUGAGGUGGACGUGCAGUGGUCAAUAGUUGACUUCUUAAUCACAAUGACCUAUCAGCCCAUUCAAAAUAUUCGCAACAAUAGAUUAGAGAUGGAAAAACUUCGUUUAGCAAUACUAGAGGCAGUAAAACCGCCGUUGAAAUCCCUUCCUAAGCCGACUGUAGAGCCGGAUGUUAACUGGGAGGCGCUGCUGAAAGAAGAUUUCUUGUCAUUACCCGCACCCAACGCAAGCAACAGCUCGGAUACAGAAAGCAAUGAUAGCUGCUUUAUUGACGAGUCUGAGAGCAAUGCGAGUGACGAGUUCUCAAGUCCGCCCGCAGUACUGGAUUCGCUGACCAGUUUGAGUCUGAAGGACAUGGCAGAAGUGUAUGAGCUUGCCAUGAACUAUCCACGCGACUCAACCGCCUACGUGCCCAACAGCAAUGGGUCGGGUAGCCGUAAAAAAAACUUUGAUAUAAUGCAGCCCUUGACUCUGGUGCUUAAAACGACCACACCGAGCUCGAAGUGGCACAGAUUACCGCCUUUACCGCAGCUCGAGCCGCCAAAGGAACUUGUACGCAUGGUCAAAGCCAUUCCCCAGCCAGAAAAACUACUGAAGCUUGCCCACUCGUAUUGGUGGCGACCGGAUUUGCAUGUUUGUGUGCAGCAGAACAAUCUGCUACCACUCGCCAACUUCGCGAUUGCUUUCGCCCAAUUUCAGCGCGAGGACUCCUGCCACAUGAUCGACUAUCCACUGCCGAAGACUAUCACCGAGAACUGUAUGCUGCGAGAAAUCAUCUUUAUGUUUUUCAGGCCCGCCAGCUGCUGCUUCUUUAUCGUGGAGAGUGGCCGCAUUACUGUGCGUGAUAAUGUCACCGUGCCCAGCGUAACCGUCACUACUCUCAAUACAACUCUUAAGGAAUGCAUACUGCCUGCUAUGCAAUCCAUGGCAGAAUUGCAGCAUAUGAUUGCCGAGAACACAGUGUUGCCCACAUGCGGCACCCUCGAGUGCUUUGCCAUCGCGCUCCGCCAACUAAUCCAGCCCAUUACCAAGCGACUGCUGAAGUUUGAACGUCGCCUGCUGGACGAUGACGACAAAGCUUCGCUGAUAGCCUUCAUUCUUUAUAUGCGGCACGAUUUCACCCAACUCAACAUACUCUGGCACAUUGCGGAGCAGGUGGUCGUCGACGCGGAGAGCGCGCCGCCUCACAUGCGCAGUUGCUGCCUGCUGUCGCGUCUUUAUAAACAGAUGCGGAUGGGAAGAACGCACCAGAAGUUGGCCACCGCCCUUUUGCUAAGUUCUAUGAAAUUUUACUGCGGCAUCAUGGAUGGGUGGUGGCGUCGAGCAGAACUCGAAGAUUGGCGGAGGGAGUUUAUUGUGGAACGAAUCGAGCUAACCGAUUCUCACAUCAGUAUUAGCCUGCGCCAACUGGAACAAAUCGACCAAGGCAUAACGGUAGGCACUGGGCCCAUUGUGAAGGAGGUAGAGCAAUGCCCCAUGUACCAAGUGCUGCGGAGGCACGCUCUGGAAUCUGCCGAAACACAGGAAUUGCUGGCACGCCUCAAUCGUUUGGGGAACAUGUUGGCCAGCGGACACAAUCUGAAGCAGCGUAAUUUGUACACCGAUCUCGUGGGAGCUGUUUGCGGGGAACUGAACGAAUAUCGCAAUGAUGCCAGCAGUGCAGACCUGCUCCUUCCAACGCAAUGCGACAAGGACAUUUCCAUUCCUGAGGUGGACUGGAGCGGACAGGCGAAAAAAAUGAAUCAAGAGAUGUCCAUUAUAAGAAAUAGGGAGCUGCUGAGCAUCAUCUGUCGCUCGAUAGAGAACUAUGAAGUACAGAAACAGGCGCAGAUGCUGGAGAAGGAAAGGGUGACAUUGGACGACCUGUUGACUGGCAAUGCGUGCGAUUUGUUAGCCUAUAUCGAGCGUUGCACGCCCAUGAGCUUGCUGUUGCAGGAUAUGGUGGUUCGUGUUUUGACGCUGCUAUUGCAGCAUCGUCGCCGUUUCGCUGAGGCCUUCACCAUGCAGCUGUAUCGGGAUGAGCUACAGAUUGGCGAGCACGUGCGUUUCCUGCGCCAUCUCAUGCUGCUGGAGGCCGACUAUCUGGUGUAUCCAUUCUACACGAAUCUCUUCCGCCAGAUAGAGAAGGGUCAGCACUGGGCGCACAGUUCACUGCUCACAAUGGAAUUGUACGAUAUUGUGGCACCCCACUACACCAUGGCGGGCGAGCUGCACCUAGAAUUGGUCUCGAAGGUGCGGGCGAACACAAGUAAAGUAUACGAGGCAGUGGAUGCCAUUGAACUAGUCUACGACAUGGAGCUACCGAUACAGCGCAUCGUUAGUGCUGACAAUAUGGUUCUUUAUAAUAGCAUAUGGCGCCUAAUGCUUAAAGUCAAAUGGGCGGCAUGGAAACUGGAGAAUCUUAAGUUUAUAAGAAGAGCAGACUCUCGCGAUCCCUAUGCCCCACUUGAUCUGCUCGGCUUGACCGUGCGCCGCCUGGAGAUAUUGCGUUUCUGGCUCAUGUACAUCGUCAACAGUCUGCACACACAUCUCUGCACUCACGUGCUGCAGGCCAUGGGCGAGCAGUUCAUGCGCCAGUUGCCCAAGUGCACCAACAUUGGUGAGCUGAGCACGAUGCACAACGAGUAUAUAAACGUGUUAGCCAAGCACUGUCUACUCACGGCCGAAUUCGCAGACUUUCGCAUUGCAUUGGAGCAGCUGUUCCACUUGGUCUUUGUGCUGGACAUGGAGUGGAUCUCUUGUAGUAAUUAUCUGAAUAAAUCUCACGCGCUCACCAUAGAGACAGAUGACAAAAACGAAACCCUAUCGAAUACCAGCCACAAUAACAGCACCCAUGCCAUGGAAUAUUUGGCUCUCAACCAAGUUGUCGAAAUCGAAAUGACUUACAUACGCUGUCACCAGAUGUUGGCCAAGGUGUUGCACAAUCUCGUCUACAAGGGAGAUCAUACGUUUUUAAAUGCCUUGGAAGUGGCCUUGAAUACCAGUGUACCUUAUUAGAGAGGAUCUAUCACCCUAUCAUAAUCUGAAUAUCAUACACAUACACUCCAGUUGCCAUAUGAGCUACCCAGCACUUUGUUAAUUAAUAAAUGUUGACUCAUUGCAUUGUU
Molecule: messenger RNA, 3435 nt
Organism: Scaptodrosophila lebanonensis
Lineage: Eukaryota; Metazoa; Arthropoda; Insecta; Diptera; Drosophilidae
Gene: Grip128
Exons: 6
Coding region: 53-3325 (1090 amino acids)
Biological process (GO): meiotic cell cycle; microtubule nucleation; spindle assembly
Cellular component (GO): centrosome; equatorial microtubule organizing center; gamma-tubulin complex
Molecular function (GO): microtubule minus-end binding; gamma-tubulin binding
Source: RefSeq, a predicted model, not a curated record